This is a messenger RNA of Episyrphus balteatus (marmalade hoverfly), 2824 nucleotides long. RefSeq lists its product as uncharacterized. The coding region runs from base 682 to 1962 and encodes 426 amino acids. Lineage: Eukaryota; Metazoa; Arthropoda; Insecta; Diptera; Syrphidae. The record is from RefSeq and is a predicted model, not a curated record. The transcript is spliced from 5 exons.
UAACGGGAUUGUGUUUUGUGGUUUUAAUUUAUUUCGUGAAUAAAAUAGUAUUUAUUAAUAAAUUAAUGAUUAUUUAGAAGAAUAUUUGUGUUAAUUAUAUUGUGUUCGAUAUGGAGAUUAGUGUUUGUUUUGUCAUGGUUCUCAAUUAGUCGGGAAAAUGAAAAGCAAGAGAAAAUCUUUGCAAUAUCGGUUGGUGAAUCAUAAAGUUGGUUUAUUUUAAUGUUAAAGCUAUUUUUACCCAUAAAAUUAAUUAAAAUUCGAUAUUCUUAUGAUAGUUUUACAGUGUGUGAUAGUUUUUAAAAUGAUUUUACCAACCAAAGAAGUCCAUCAAGAAAAAAAAAACCCGAACGGAGCCCGACGUUGCCCCAGGCAGAAAGAAAAUUGCAUUAUUUGCACUUGUUGAUUCAUAUUAGUACCAUGGUAAAUUACAUGAGCAUUGGGCAAGCAUAUUAUGCUAUUUAGCAUUUAUAACAAACAGCUGGUGGAUCUCUCCAAUUACUGGUUAGUUCAGAGGUAUCUAUAUAAACUAGAACCAGAUUGCACUAAUUACGAACAAAUAUUAGAAGGGCAACAUUUUAAAGUGCAAAAAAAAUAAAAAAAUCGAAUCACACUGCCAAAUCAUUGCUUUGGGAUUGCAUUGCAAGACAAAAAAGUUGGUGGUCCAACACAGUUCCGAAAAACAUGGCUUUGAAUAUGACUGUUCCCCUAUCCGGUAUUGGGGGCAUAUCACAAAUGUCUCCAAUCAGAUUAGACUGCUGGGAUAACAUAAAAAUGAUGUCAUCACCAAUUGGCAGCGAAUCCAGUGGUGUUAGCUCUUUGGAUUCAGAAGAUAUAAAGAUUACACCAACUGCACAAAAACGCCCAGAAGCAGUCAAUCGGGACCUACGAAUUUACUACAAUGGCCGCAAUGUUUUAGAUCUUUACAACAACUUGGAAACAAACUCAACGACCUGGAACUUUCGGUACUCUCACCUGCCUGAAAGAAAUAAUAUAUCUAUGUUUUGGGCCAAUCGAUCUCUUUAUAAUCGACUGGGCCCAAAUGGCCUCACUCCUGUUUACACGAUAAGCAAAUGCGAAUGCUGUGAUUUUCAAUUUACAAGUGAUUGUCCUAAUAGUUAUUUAAGUGAAACUUCUCUAAUUUUGUCUUCAACUACAUCAUCACCAAUGAUAUUUACCACCGCUUCUUCAAAUGGAAUAGAAUGUCGGCCAUUAAAAUCAGCUUUAUCUGUUAUAUCAACAACUAUGCAUGUAUCACCUGGCUUUAAAAAUAAUCAGCAGCAGCAGCAGCAGCAUCUUAGAGAAAAUAAAAAUUUAGCAGUUAGCAAUCAAAAUAAAACUAAAUUAAGUGAUAUGUUUUCCAAAAACACAUUGAUUCACCAAAAUAAUAAUAGUUAUUUCAACAAUAUAAGUAAAUUCAACAAUGUUAUCGGUGGUAACGCUAAAACAACAACAACAACUGACUUAUCACAGUUAGCAUCCAACUUAGUUUCAAUUAAUCUUUCCAAUUCUACCUCUUACACACCUCCAUUGAUAAGCUACAAUAAUAAUGUGGUCCACAACAACGAUUACAAUGAAAUUAUUUCAAAAAACUCGAAAUCUAAUGUACCACCCAACAUUUUUAACAAUAAUUCACUAAGUUUAUCGAGCUCGAACAUUCCUGCAAGUGCAAAUACUAGUUUCCAUGAAAGCAAUGGUUUUCCAAAUAAUGUUCUUCCUCCUAAUCAUGCAGUUCAUGCAAUCAACUCUGCCGGUAAUAAAUAUCAAUCACCUUCAUCAAAUAAUUUGUUUUCAUUAUUCAAUACGAACAACACAAGUAAUCCAGUCAAUCAUGCAUUUAGUGCCAAUGUCGAAAGCAACAUAAAUUCUUUUAACCCAAUUAAUAAUAAUAGGAAUAAUAAUUUUGGCAAUAACCCUCUAACAAUUAAUUCUCAAAACUACGGAAGAAUGUACAAAUAUUUUUAAGACCAAACCGUUGCGUAAUGAACGCAUUGUCCAUAAACUGAUAUUACAGAAUUAAUUAUAAAAAUGUUUUAUAAGAAUUUAAAUACUAAAAUACUGAUAUCACAUUCGUGUCCUAAGUUUUUUUUUAUUUUUAAGACAAACAAUGUGUAUGUAAGCAAACACUCUGUGUUUAAUCAAAAAUUUGAGAUAUACAAAUACUAAGAAGUUUCGUUUCGUAGACAAAACAUACGAAGAAAUUCAAUAACUUCCUUUUAAUUUUAAAGUUUUUAAUAUAUUGAUGCUUUUUGCCAUUAAUUAAGUACAUAAGUAGUGCAUAUAAUUAAAAUAUAAGGCUUUUUGCGAUGUGUUAUGUUUAUUCAAUGUGAUAGUUUUUUUCCAAUACCAAAUGUAAAAUGUAUGAUUUUGAAGACUUAUUAAUUAAAAAAAAUCACAAACUAUGUUAUAUUUUAAUAAUAAAAAAAAACUCAUUUUCCGGUUACCGUCCUUAAAAUGUAUAGCUAUGUACUUAGUUAUUAUAACUACGGCCCACCAUGUGAUUAAUAUUGUUUUGAAAUCUAAAAAAAAAAAAAAAUAAUUAAAAUCUCGUUUUGCAAUUAUGUAUUUUUAUUUACUUAUGCGCGAUUAAUAUAAAUGAUGAUGCAUAAUUGGUUUUCACUAUUACUUAUUAUUUAUUUACAUAUAUAAUCUUAAGAAAAACUUUUGUAGUAAAUAUAGAUUGUUAUAUGGCGCAAAGUGGCAUUAGAAAUUAAAAAAAAAAAAACACGAACGCAAAACGAUGAAAAUAUACUUAACAGCUCUAUUGUCAAUAUUUCAUAGAUUCAUCUAGAUAUACACAUGGAUUCCACAACGGUUUCCAAACAAA